AUGGCAUCCACAAUGGCCUCACACACAAUGUCCUCUCCCCUCAUUUGCCACUCAUCUCUCCCUCACCGAACCCACACCGCUUCUCUGUCUCCGCCACGAUCCACAACGGCCUUGUCAUCUCAAAACUCUGCUUCCAUCUCCAGAUCACUCAUUGUAUCCACUCCCCAAUCCAAGAAGAAGAAGAAGAAUUGUAGCCUUUUUGUAAAUAACUGUUCUACAGCAAAUGACAAUGAAACUACAACCCAAGAGGUUCCCAUUGAAUUGCAGUAUCCAGCAUUUCCCUCUGUGAUGGAUAUCAAUCAGAUUCGCGAGAUUUUGCCCCACCGCUUUCCUUUUCUAUUAGUGGAUAGAGUGAUUGAAUACAAUCCAGGAGGUUCAGUUGUUGCUACUAAAAAUGUAACAAUAAAUGACAACUUCUUUCCUGGGCAUUUCCCUGAGAGACCUAUUAUGCCUGGUGUCCUCAUGAUUGAGGCAAUGGCACAGGUUGGUGGCAUAGUUAUGCUGCAACCAGAAGUGGGAAUACCCCGCGACAACUUCUUCUUUGCUGGAAUCGACUGUGUCAGAUUCCGGAAGCCAGUUGUUGCAGGCGACACGUUAGUGAUGAGAAUGACACUUGUCAACCUGCAGAAACAGUUCGGAGUAGCGAAGAUGGAAGGGAAGGCAUAUGUUGGAGGGAAGUUGGUAUGUGAGGGUGAAUUUUUGAUGGCUAUGGGUAGUUAGUUAAAUGAUGCCUUAAAACUGCUAUUUCCUUCCCUUUAUUGUAUUUUUUUUUAGCAUAGCCUUUUGCUGAUGUUAAGAUUUAUGAGCAUUUGUCUUCUCAACACAAAAACUCACAUAUUUAUGGUAUGACAAAAAGUAAAAGUUAUUUUUUAUUUUUUUAUUCAAUAAGAAAAAGCUUA
Messenger RNA from Camellia sinensis, 899 nucleotides. The record is from RefSeq and is a predicted model, not a curated record. NCBI's taxonomy places the organism in Eukaryota, Viridiplantae, Streptophyta, Magnoliopsida, Ericales, Theaceae.